Molecule: messenger RNA, 2133 nt
Organism: Triticum turgidum subsp. durum (durum wheat)
Lineage: Eukaryota; Viridiplantae; Streptophyta; Magnoliopsida; Poales; Poaceae
Source: the annotation of a GenBank genome assembly
AUGCCAGGAAUCAUAGUGGAUGGAGUUGUUACAGAGGAGAUUCAGCAUGAGGUGGGUUCCUCUCAAAACAAGGAGAAUUUGACGGCCCCAACCAUGGCGCCAAGCAUGCAGAGUGAGACACUUGAGAUGCACGUUGAGAAUUCUGGUGCUGGGGAGCCCUCGAUUGAGCAACUCUACAACAACGUGUGUGAGAUGGAGAGCUCAAGUGAGGGUGGCGGAUCCCCAUCACGCGAGAGCUUCGGGUCGGAUGGAGAGGAAUCAAGGAUCGACUCAGAGCUUCGCCACCUUGUUGCUGGGGAGAUGGAGGCCAUGAAGGUCAUUGAGGAGGAGGAGGAGAAGGAGAAGGAGAAGGGGAGUGGAAGUGUUACCAAUGCGGUACCUACUGCUGGGAAUGGUACCCCUGUCAGGCCUCAGUCUUCUAAUUCAUCCAAGAAGAAGGCUACAAAAUCACAGCUUGAAUCUGAUGCUUCUGUUGGCCCCAAUGGCAAGGCAUCCCCCGAGGAAGGCGAGAGUGAGGUCAGCAAGCCCGGAAGCCGAGUUGGCCGUCGACGGAAAGCUAGUGCCAAAUCACAGAAUGGGACAGAAGAUGCUGGUCUUGAUAACCCAGACCUUGGUCCAUUUCUUCUUAAGCAUGCAAGAGACUUGAUUGCCUCUGAUAAUCCGCGACGAGCGCUGAAAUAUGCUCUCCGUGCGACCAAAUCAUUUGAGAAAUGUGCAGGUGGAAAGCCAAGCUUGAACUUGGUCAUGAGUUUGCAUGUUGUGGCUGCAAUCCACUGCAACAUGGGAAAGUACGAAGAAGCUGUACCUGUCCUACAACGAUCCCUCGAGAUUCCUGUGACCGAGGAAGGUCAGGAGCACGCUCUUGCCAAGUUUUCUGGCUGCAUGCAAUUGGGGGACACCUAUGGGAUGCUAGGUCAGAUUGCCCUCUCACUGCAAUGGUAUGCCAAAGGGCUUGAAAUCCAGAAGCAGACAUUGGGGGAGCAGGAUCCAAGGGUUGGAGAGACUUGCCGGUACUUGGCUGAGGCUCAUGUGCAGGCACUACAAUUAGAUGAAGCACAAAAAUUGUGCCAGAUGGCUCUUGACAUUCACAGGGAUAAUGGCCAGCCAGCAUCACUUGAAGAAACGGCUGAUAGGAGGCUAAUGGGUCUUAUUUGUGACACAAAGGGUGACCAUGAAGCUGCGUUAGAACAUCUAGUGAUGGCGAGCAUGGCCAUGGUCGCCAAUGGCCAGGAGACUGAGGUGGCCUCAGUGGAUUGCAGUAUUGGUGACAUUUAUCUCUCAUUGGGUCGAUAUGAUGAGGCUGUAUGUGCUUAUCAGAAAGCUCUUACGGUAUUCAAGACUAGCAAAGGGGAGAAUCAUGCCACCGUGGCUUCUGUUUUCCUGCGGCUUGCUGAUUUAUACAACAAAACAGGGAAGCUGAGGGAAUCAAAAUCAUACUGUGAGAAUGCUCUCAAAAUUUAUCAGAAACCUAUUCCAGGCACGUCUCUUGAAGAAAUUGCCACUGGUUUGACUGAUGUUUCAGCCAUAUAUGAGACCAUGAAUGAGCAUGACCAAGCACUGAAGUUACUCCAGAAGGCCUUGAAGAUGUACAAUAAUUCUGCUGGCCAACAGAGCACAAUUGCUGGAAUUGAAGCUCAGAUUGGUGUCUUGCACUACAUCUCUGGGAAUUAUGGCGAUGCAUAUGACUCCUUCAAGAGUGCGAUUACAAAGCUCCGCACAUGUGGUGAGAAAAAGUCCGCCUUCUUCGGUAUUGCCCUGAACCAGAUGGGGCUGGCGUGUGUUCAAAGAUACUCCAUAAAUGAAGCUGCAGAACUCUUCGAGGAAGCUAGAACCGUUCUGGAGCAAGAAUACGGGCCAUAUCAUGCAGAUACUCUAGGAGUAUACAGCAAUCUUGCUGGAACUUAUGAUGCAAUGGGAAGACUGGAUGAGGCCAUUGAGAUCUUGGAAUACGUUGUUGAAAUGCGCGAAGAGAAGCUAGGUACGGCGAACCCAGACGUUGACGACGAGAAGCGGAGGCUUGCCGAGUUGCUGAAGGAGGCUGGCCGGGGGAGAAGCAGGAAGGCAAAAUCCCUGGAAAAUCUUCUCGAGACCAACCCAUACACCAUCGGGAAGAGGACUACAGUUGCAGCGUGA